Triticum turgidum subsp. durum (durum wheat) is the source of this 768-nucleotide messenger RNA. NCBI's taxonomy places the organism in Eukaryota, Viridiplantae, Streptophyta, Magnoliopsida, Poales, Poaceae. The record is from the annotation of a GenBank genome assembly.
AUGUUGCUCCGAGAUGGCGUGCUGGUGUGGGUCGAUUUGCUGCACGGCAUGUUGGUGUGUGACAUACUUCAAGAACGAGAACCCCUUCGUGCGCGCUACAUCCCAUUGCCUGAGCCAUUGCCUAGAAACAGAGAAGAAAUUUUGAAGCAGUUAAUCCCGGGAGCUGGCGUCAGGCGUAUUCGGGAUGUUGCCUAUGUCGAUGGUCUGAUCAAGUUUGUUGAGAUGGAACACCGCGUCACUGUAACAGAGAUUGUAGAGGUUCCUCCUGAAAAGCCGUCUGACCCCAGGGACAAGACUGUCCUCUAUGAUUCUGACUUGAUCAUGCUCUACAAGCGUAAACAUGUGGACAACAUACCCAAGACGCUGCGCACAAUGAAUGGUUGGAGUGCCAUGACAUGGACUAGGGAGAUUGGGUCUGACUGUUGGCUCAAGGGAGUCAUUGUUGAUGUUGAUGACAUUUUGGUCGAUGACUCCGCGUUUUCGGUCUUACUGUCUGGCCAAAGGAAUGAAUCCGCUGGGAGCUUGACAUUCAAGAACAUGUACUCGGCUUGCUCCAUCCUGAGUACAGAUGGUAAUGAUAUCCUUUACCUCAAGUUAUCCAGGAAAUGGAGUGAUCGAUCUGGAUGGGUGGUUGCUGUUGACCUUGAAGAGAAUACACUGAAAGUGGAAGCACCUGGGGCGCACCCAUUUGGAAGAUAUUCUCCUUUCGCGGCAAACAUUCCUUCCCUGCGCAUUGGUGAACCAUCUAAAAAUGACUCCUGGCAUUAA